This is a messenger RNA of Toxotes jaculatrix (banded archerfish), 2914 nucleotides long. It is a transcript of the gene camk1b, whose product is annotated as calcium/calmodulin-dependent protein kinase Ib. NCBI's taxonomy places the organism in Eukaryota, Metazoa, Chordata, Actinopteri, Toxotidae. Bases 133 to 1275 code for a protein of 380 amino acids. The transcript is spliced from 12 exons. The record is from RefSeq and is a predicted model, not a curated record. Gene Ontology annotation, molecular function: calmodulin binding; calcium/calmodulin-dependent protein kinase activity; ATP binding. Gene Ontology annotation, biological process: peptidyl-serine phosphorylation. Gene Ontology annotation, cellular component: intracellular anatomical structure.
UACAGAUUCAGUGUGAGAGCGCUUCGAGCCGGAGAGAGGGACGGACGGACGAACUGUGGACAGUGGACAGGGCUGGCUGGACCUCACUGACUGCUACAUUUCAGUAUUGUUUCUGACCGUAACAACAAGAAGAUGCCACUGGGUGACGAUUGCCACGCCUGGAAAAAGAAGACCACAGAUGUGAAGGAGAAGUAUGACUUCAAAGAGAUCUUGGGAACGGGAGCCUUUUCUGAGGUGGUCCUGGCUGAGGAGAAGAGGACCCAGAAGUUGGUGGCUAUCAAGUGUAUCCCCAAGAAGGCAUUAGAGGGCAAGGAAAACAGCAUUGAGAAUGAGAUAGCAGUCCUGCACAAGAUUAAACAUGCCAACAUUGUUUCUCUGGAAGAGAUAUUUGAGAGUAAAUCACACCUCUACCUUGUCAUGCAACUGGUGUCCGGUGGGGAACUCUUCGAUCGCAUCAUAGAGAAGGGCUUCUACACAGAGAAAGAUGCCAGUAAGCUCAUUCAGCAGAUUCUGGACGCUGUCAAAUACCUCCACGACAUGGGCAUCGUGCACCGUGAUCUCAAGCCAGAGAAUCUGCUGUAUUACAGCAUGGACGAAGACUCCAAAAUCAUGAUCAGUGACUUUGGUCUGUCUAAAAUUGAGGGCUCUGGCAGUGUGAUGUCGACGGCUUGUGGAACUCCUGGAUAUGUUGCCCCUGAAGUGUUGGCUCAGAAACCCUACAGUAAAGCAGUGGACUGCUGGUCUAUUGGUGUCAUAGCCUAUAUUCUGUUGUGUGGUUACCCUCCCUUCUAUGAUGAGAAUGAUGCCAAACUGUUUGAACAGAUCCUGAAGGCAGAAUACGAGUUUGAUUCUCCUUACUGGGAUGAUAUCUCUGAUUCAGCUAAAGACUUCAUAGUCCACCUGAUGGAGAAAGACCCCAAAACACGUUACACCUGUGAGCAGGCUCUGCAGCACCCCUGGAUUGCUGGGGACACUGCCCUGGAUAAGAACAUCCAUGAGUCUGUCAGUGCUCAGAUCAAAAAGAAUUUUGCUAAAAGCAAGUGGAAGCAAGCAUUCAACGCCACAGCAGUGGUUCGUCACAUGAGGCGCCUCCAGCUGGGCACCAGUCAUGAGGGACCCAGCCCCACCCUGCCCAGCCCGUGCCGAACUCAUCUGCUGAUGCCAGAGGAAGGUGCAGAGGCUUGUUGUGAGGGAGGGUGCUCCCAGAACGUCGAGGGCGGGGCAGACCCCCUGUCCAACUGCAACUACCGCUGCCACCCGACCAGCAGGGUGUGAUCCCCGCACCUGCGCCACUCACCUGUCUAAUCGAUCCCAGUGACUUUCCAAUUUUAACCCCCUCGGUGGAACCAGAGGAACCAUCUCCCCCAUUAUAUGGUUAGGAAUACAGCGUCAUUCCAACCUCUCGCCUGCAGGGGGAGCAAGCCUGUCCAGCCUGAGAAGGCAGACAUAAAAUGGGAUGAAAUGGAGGAGGAGGGAGACUUGAUGAUGAUGAUGAUGAUGAUAAUGAUGAUGAAGCACCAGAGCGGAUCACUUUUACAGACUGGGCUGGUAGUCUGGGAUGAGUUGAAAAGGGGUGAGACGAUACAAAGGAGGGGAAGAUAACCUCCUCCACCAGCUUGUCAGGUGUUUUUUUUUUUUUGCCGCAGCAGGACAGAGCUUGUUGGACACUGUUUUUAUUCAUGAUUCAACCUGUCUCUUUGUUUGUGUUACUGUUUAUUGUUUUAUAUAUUUUUGUGUUGUCUUUUUAACCUCUUCCUGUUAGACUUUGGAGUGUAAAUCCAGAAACAAUAUCUGCAUGAUCAGGAGAGAACUUUUCCCCAUGCAUGUUUUGUUAUCUUUAAAAUAUAAAUGCAGCGUCGCAGUACCAUGCAAAUGACACGAUAGAACAUUGUGUGCAAAGGCAGAAGGGCACACAGCAUUUUGAUAUGUUGCAGUAUUUGAAAUGAAAUUUGAGUUAAAUCUUGUAAUUUUACAAAUUUGCAUUCUGUUGUGCUUUUAGACAAUCAGUGACAUAAUAGUUUAUGCAAUGAAAACUCCAUCUGUCUACCAUGUAGCCUUUCUUGUGGCGAUAUAGUGUUUCCAUGCAGUGGUUAGGCUUUUUGAAAGUAAAAGGCUCCCCCUCUCUUUUUUCUAAACCUCUUCAACCUCUCGAGCACAGGGAUAUAUCUUUGUCUAAGGUGCCUUUAGGAUAUAUAAUAUGAUGGGUUUAUUUUCAGGUAACUUCUGAAAUGAUUUGUCUUUUUCUGCGGAGUUCUUGCAGCACAUACUCUUUCUGUAACGUCGUAUUUUGUAUGUAUCAUAUUUUCAGCUCUAAAACCCUGUUAGUUUUAUGCUUUUUGUCUCAAAGUUAAGUACUGUAAUCUCAGAAGAAAGCCCUGCACGCAUACAGUACCAGUUGCCAUCAUGGUCAGCACAUUUUGUUUUUCUCAAAAUCUGUUUUAAUUGAAAUUAACCAGUUACAGACAGUUACUUUAUGGAAUGGGUAAAGUAUCAAUAAUAAAAACCUGGGAGGCAUCAUUUAUUUAUUAAAAAAAAAAAAAAAAGCAUCAAAUAAAUUUUUUUUUAGAAACAUCCUCUAGUAUUUUGCCUUCUCCCUCAUUACACAUUAAAGAACGUAUUAAAGAAGGUGUUCAUGUAUCUAAUUACAUCUUGUGCAAAAAAAAAACAAAAGAAAACUUGAAAAAGCAUUGAUCAGUGUGCUUAUCUUCAAAACUAGGCUGAGUUAGCAGGAUUAGGUAGGUUGAGUGAAUGCCAAAAAAAAAAAAAGGCAACCAAAAUUUGAUAUGCAUCUGUCACCAUGUACUGUACCUUUACCAUCAUUACAGUCCUUUUCUUUUUACAUUCUGUUACAGGCGCAUUUCCUCCACGUGCAGCCUGUUUAGAAAUUACCUGGAUUAAAGAAUGUGAAUAUGCA